Molecule: messenger RNA, 2571 nt
Organism: Drosophila ananassae
Lineage: Eukaryota; Metazoa; Arthropoda; Insecta; Diptera; Drosophilidae
Gene: tx
Product: helix-loop-helix protein delilah
Exons: 2
Coding region: 1088-2248 (386 amino acids)
Molecular function (GO): protein dimerization activity
Source: RefSeq, a predicted model, not a curated record
CGUAAGAUACGUCCCGUGCAGGGGCUUUUAAUGCGGCAUUUCAUUCAUUGAUCGUUCCAAUAGCGCGCCGCACGCUCUGCGCACCAGACAAGUGAACCCAGCCCCUUGAAUCGCUGUAUUUUUCUCAAAACCCAGACCCAGUCAGUUGUGUGGGCGCCCCCUCUAGAAUAAGCCAUAAACACUGGCCUGGCUAACGGAGUCAAAGCCAAAGCUGAAGUGUCUCAGCUGAUCCCCACACACAACGCGCCGCGGACGACAUUAACGAUCGUCGGCUAUCUGAGAUACAAUAUCUUUUCAGUGCACAGCGGACAAGCGCAGCAAGUGGACGCAGCCAGUGAGCUACCGGCGCAGCCAUAGAUUUUCUCCAACCGUGUAUUUUUGUACGCCGCCAACUCGGGAUAUUGGAUACAGAUACAGAUACAGAUCCGAGCACAGAUAUAUCCGCAGUCGGAGCCGCAGCCACAGAUACGCGCGACGCUAAAGAUACACAGGCAUCUGCUCGGCGCGCACUCAUAGAUAUUUUUAGCAGCCGGCCUCACGCAUACGGCCGCAAAACCAACACACGCGGCUUGCACGUUUUGGAAAAAUCACUCCCCGAGGCUUUUCCUCAUCUGAAUCUCACCAGCAUCCAAACUCAAAACAAAAAUCCUUAUCAAUAAAUUAAAAAAUAUAUAAAAUUAAAGUCAAAAACUCGCGCAAGAACCACCAAGAAAUCAAUUCAAUCAAAAAAAACAAGUUCCAGAGCUUCGAGGAAACAAUCACUUAAAACUGAAAACAAAUUUUUUGUUGUGUUAAUAUGCCAAAUUUAUGCAUGAGCUAACAACUUUAAUUCCGAAAAAAAAUCAAAGAUAAAAAAAUAAAAAAUAAAAAACAAAACAAAAAUUGUUGAGUGACUAAUUAGUUGAUACGUCGUCGGAAUUUCAAUUUGCAUACGUUGUAGCCCCUUUAAUGAACCAGAAAUUAAAAUAAAAUCAUCAACAAAUCUUAAUCAGAGUGCAUAGCCAAAAUAAUCUAAAUUCAAGACCGACACCGAUCGCCGGAAAAAACAACAUCAGCCAUACAUUGUUGGAUUUAUGAAAUCAAAAAGAUGAAGUCCAACACGUACGAGCUGCACAACUACGCCGAUCUGAAUGUGAUGGAAAGUCCGGAGGACUCCAAGGACUCACGGAAAAGAAAGGCGGCCAGCAAGGUGGAAAAAUACUCAUUACGGCAGAAGCGCCAAAAGAGAAACCCGCAAUCGGAAGAUGCAUCACCAGCCAACCUGCCCGAUUUUCAGCUGGAUCUGGUAGAUCCAGUGGUGGAGCCAGUGAACAAAUCCAGGAAAAAUACAUCCACCAAGGCCAAAACGAAAGCACCGCCGUUGAGCAAAUAUCGCCGGAAAACCGCGAAUGCAAGAGAGCGAACCAGGAUGCGGGAAAUCAAUACGGCUUUCGAGACCCUGCGGCACUGUGUUCCUCAGGCCAUUACCGGCGAGGAUGCGACCAAUGCCAGCGAGAAGCUGACCAAGAUAACCACCCUGAGACUGGCCAUGAAGUACAUCAGUAUGCUGAGCGAGGCCAUACAGGAUCCCAGCUACGAAAGUGAGUUUAUCGGCGAGUGCCUGGAGGAGAGCGCCAAUAGGGAGGCCAGGCUGGACGUGGAAAUAUUCGAUGACACCGAGUUGGAGGUGGAGAAACCCAAAUCCCCGCCUGUGAGGAAAAAGACGCCCAAAACUAAGGGUUCCGGCAAGAAAACCUCAACAGCCAGCAAAAGACAGAGCCAGAAACAGACAAAGUCCACUCCAAAAAUCCCGCCAGUUAGCUCCGGAGAGUCCUGCUAUGCCACCUCCUCGAUAGGAUCGCCGGCCUCCUCUGCCUACGCCUCGUUGUCCUCCUCCUCCAACAGCAGUCCAGGACUGGAGGCGGAGUGCUUGAUAGGCCUGCAGGGAAUCAGUGAUCUGGACACCAUGCUUAUGGAUGCAUCUGAUGGGGACUCGCUGUCCUGCCUGAGUCCCGGAUAUGAGAGCUUGCUGACAGGAGGUGGCGGCGAGUCCCUGUUACCUGGCUGUCGUGGGGACCUGCCCAUGUCCGGUCUGGAGAAGUCCGAUGUGGAGCUUAGUCUAAGAUUGCUGGAUCACCACUCCAGGGACUCCUUCGAUUUCGCAAGCGAUCAACAACCGUCGGCGUGCAUCAGUUCCCUGGCCAGCCUCGAUGGUUAUCCUUUCGCCGAUAUUCUACAUCCCGACUUUCCCGACAUGUUUCUCACGUGACGCGUAUUUAUUAGAUCCUAUUUUUCACAGCUCCUCCUAAGCCUAAUCCUCGUUUUAAGUUAGAGUGCGAGUUCUAACCCAACUUUCACCUUUAGCCAUUAAAUGCGAUGCACCCCCAAUGGGUGGAAUUCAUUGUGUCAUAAAAACGCCGCUCUGGACUACCAUAUAUCCACUGCAAUAUCGGCAUCUGACGGAGGGAGGAUCUCCUCCUCUCGGCCACAUCCACAUGAUAACUCAACUAGUGAUCUAAGCAUUUCUUUGUGACGCAUUUCCCGUUAUCGUGUAAAUAAAGCACCAAGUGUUGUUUCAUGACUUAAAAUAAA